Molecule: messenger RNA, 1519 nt
Organism: Dalotia coriaria
Lineage: Eukaryota; Metazoa; Arthropoda; Insecta; Coleoptera; Staphylinidae
Product: venom acid phosphatase Acph-1-like
Exons: 4
Coding region: 118-1317 (399 amino acids)
Biological process (GO): dephosphorylation
Molecular function (GO): phosphatase activity
Source: RefSeq, a predicted model, not a curated record
AGUCGACAUCACUUGGAUUUGCCGGCGCGGUCGGUGCGGUUCGCGAACGCCCGACAUUUAGCCUAGCGCUCUAUAAAGUCAAAACGAAUAAUUCCGAUUCUCACAAAUCCGUGCGAAAUGCCGUCGCGCAAGGUGCUCUCGUCGGUGUCGCCAUCCGCGUCAGGAUCAGUGCCAAUGCUGCAGAAGACGUUCGCCAUUCUGGUAGCGCUCGCCGCCUGCGCCACCUUCGCGGCCGGCUAUCGCAUCUCCGAAAAGGACAAGAAUAAACAUCUCGAUGACGAUUCAAAUGAGAGUAGCGACACACUAGUCCUAGCUCAUGUGUUAUUUCGUCAUGGAGAUCGAACACCAGAUGUCAGCACAAUUUAUCCCACUGAUCCGUACGCCAAUGAGACGUAUGCUCCCUACGGUAAAGGACAAUUGACUCUGCAAGGAAAAGAAAGGGCUUAUCGACUUGGUGAACUUCUACGAGAGCGCUACGACAAUUUUCUUGGACCCAUUUAUUUACCAGACCUUGUAGAAGCAAGAAGUUCGUCGUAUCCUAGGACUAGAGCAACUUUAGAAUUAGUUCUUGCUAGUUUAUUUGUUCCUACCGAAGAGUACAAAAUCAGAGACAACUUACUCUGGCAACCAAUUCCAUUUGAAUUCACACCAAGAGAAACUGAUAAUUUAAUUGCGACGUUUAUCUCAUGCGAAAAAGUAUUUGACGAGGUUGAGGAAGUCCAGAAAGCUCCGAAAGCAAGGAAGGAAUUCAGGAAAAACAAAAGAAUGUACGAUUACCUCAGCGAAAAGUCAGGAUGGGAUGUGAAUAGCACCACACGCGCUAGUUUUAUUCAAAACACUCUACAGACUGAAUCUGAGUGGGGUCUACAACUCCCAGAAUGGGUGGAGAAGGUGUGGCCCGGUCCAUUAAAACGCGCCGCUGGUGAAUUCUGGAGAUUCUACGGUAGUACCCCAAAACUACGAAGUAUGGCAAUUGGUAAUCUCUUAGGGAAAAUGAUCAACGACACCAUUAUGCACAUCACCAAUGAUUUACCACAAGCGAGGAAAAUGUUCCUUUACGCUGGUCAUGAUUUCAAUGUGGUACCAUUUGUUGCUGCACUUGGUAACCCUGUUUCGGAGACACCUUACACCGCACAUGUUAUUUUGGAGGUUCACAAUGUUGACGAUGAAUAUUAUAUUAAGGCAUUUUAUAAUGAUUAUUCUGAACCGGAACCUAAAUUACUACGAGUAAAGGAUUGUCCAGAGUUGUGUCCUUUUGAACAGUUCCAGGAUCUGAUGAAGGAAAACAUACCAGCGCCUAAUAAAUGGUGCAAAUGAUUCAUUUGCAUCUUAUUCUUGAAUGUUUUAAAUUGGCUUAAAAACUCAAAGAUUUAUAGAUGUAUUUAUUAAUUAAAUAUGAUUAUUUAUUAAGCGAGUACUACGUAAAAAACUAAUUUUAUGACAGCAGUGUACAAAUACAUGACCAAUGUGUGAUUUUAUGAUUUUACAAUAAAUAUAGUAUUUUUUGCCAUAAGAUAAA